Pimephales promelas (fathead minnow) is the source of this 3200-nucleotide messenger RNA. It is a transcript of the gene dclk1b, whose product is annotated as doublecortin like kinase 1b. Gene Ontology annotation, biological process: intracellular signal transduction; protein phosphorylation. The record is from RefSeq and is a predicted model, not a curated record. Gene Ontology annotation, molecular function: ATP binding; protein kinase activity. Lineage: Eukaryota; Metazoa; Chordata; Actinopteri; Cypriniformes; Leuciscidae.
UUAAGCUGUCUAGGUAGGGUUUUGAGACACAGCCCUGCUCGCUCGUAUUCAUUCAUUGAGGGAUUUAUUUCUCCACGAAUACGACAAAGACUGCCAGUCUCUCUGCAAUGUAUUAGAGGGAAAGACACCGGCUGCAGCCCAUCCCAUCACCAGCAUCUCGAAGAGAUGUCAAGCUAUUAGAUGUGUGCUUUGGACUGUGCUCAUCGGAUAGCUACACGCGCACAACCACCCUACAGUCCCAGGUGUUGACAUGGAGCUGGAGCAUUUCGACGAACGGGACAAAGCACAAAGAUACAGCCGCGCUGGUUCACGGGCGAACGGCCUCCCGAGCCCCACGCACAGCGCCCACUGCAGCCUGUACCGAACCCGCACCUUACAGACUCUGAGCUCCGAGAAGAAAGCCAAGAAAGUCCGCUUCUACCGCAAUGGAGACCGGUACUUUAAAGGGAUUGUGUACGCUAUCUCCAACGACAGAUUCAGGUCUUUCGACGCUCUGCUCGCAGACCUCACCCGCUCCUUAUCAGAUAAUGUAAAUCUGCCUCAGGGGGUCCGGACCAUUUAUGCCAUUGACGGGUCGAAAAUUACCAGCAUGGAGCAGCUGGUGGAAGGGGAGAGCUAUGUGUGUGGAUCAAUUGAGCCUUACAAGAAGUUGGAAUACACUAAGAAUGUCAACCCCAACUGGUCGGUCAACGCCAAGACCGUUGGAUCAGCACGUGUGCCCUCCUCUCUGGCUAGCGCCAAGAGUGGGUCUUUAGAAAUCAAAGAUAACAAGGAUUUCAUCCGGCCCAAACUGGUGACCAUAAUCCGCAGCGGGGUGAAGCCUCGGAAGGCCGUGCGCAUCCUUCUCAACAAGAAGACGGCCCACUCGUUUGAACAGGUUCUCACAGAUAUCACAGAUGCCAUCAAACUGGACUCUGGAGUGGUCAAGAGGCUUUAUUCGGUGGAUGGUAAACUGAUAUCAUGCCUUCAGGACUUCUUUGGUGAGGAUGAUAUAUUUAUUGCCUGCGGCCCAGAGAAGUUCCGCUACCAGGAUGACUUCCUUUUGGAUGAGAGUGAGUGCAGGGUGAUGAAAUCGCAGUCGUACGGCCGUAUUUCUCCCAUGCAGGGCCGCUGCUCUCCCCGCAGCGGUGGACGCUCGAGAAGGAGCAAGUCCCCUGGUUCCAGCUGCUCAGCUAAUGGAACAGCAGGAAGUCAGCUAUCGACCCCACGGUCAGGCAAAUCUCCCAGUCCAUCUCCCACCAGUCCAGCCAGUCUGAGGAGACGAAGGGGCUCUCAGCACAGUGGCUCCUCUCUCUCUCUGGCCUCUACCAAGGUGUGCAGCUCCAUGGAUGAAGGCGAUGGGCCGGGCAGUGAAGCUGAGCUGAUGGAGGAUUGUCCUCAGGUUCCUGCUUCCAUAGCCGAGAGGUACAAAGUGGGACGAAUGAUUGGCGACGGGAACUUCGCCGUGGUCCGAGAGUGUAUGGAGAGAUCCACAGGCCGAGACUACGCUCUGAAGAUCAUUAACAAGAGCAAAUGCAGGGGAAAAGAACACAUGAUCCAGAACGAGGUGUCUAUUCUUCGGAGAGUUAAGCAUCCGAACAUUGUUCUGCUGAUUGAAGAAAUGGACACAUACAGUGAGCUCUACCUGGUCAUGGAGCUGGUCAAGGGUGGCGACCUCUUUGAUGCCAUCACCUCCUCCAACAAAUACACAGAGCGGGACGCCAGCGGGAUGCUGUAUAACCUGUCCAGCGCUAUCAAAUAUCUGCACUGCCUUAACAUUGUUCACCGUGACAUCAAACCUGAGAAUCUCCUGGUCUAUGAGCACCAAGAUGGGAGCAAAUCUCUGAAACUGGGGGAUUUUGGCUUGGCAACAGUUGUGGACGGUCCACUUUACACUAUAUGUGGCACCCCGACCUAUGUAGCUCCAGAGAUUGUCGCAGAGACUGGGUAUGGCUUGAAGGUAGAUAUCUGGGCGGCAGGAGUCAUAACAUACAUUCUGCUUUGUGGCUUCCCUCCUUUCCGCGAGAGCACAGAUAAUCAGGAGGCUCUUUUUGAGCACAUUCUGAUGGGACAGCUGGAUUUUCCUCUUCCAUACUGGGACAAUGUAUCUGACUCUGCAAAGACACUUAUCACCUGCAUGCUACAGGUGGACGUUGACCAGAGAUACACAGCUCUACAGGUGUUAGACCAUCCCUGGGUUAAUGAUGACAGAAUGUGUGAGAAUCAGCACCAGUUGUCUGUGGCCGGCAAGAUUAAGAAACAUUUCAACACGGGGCCCAAAGCCAACAGCACCACUGCAGGAGUCACUGUCAUAGCAACCACCCCUCUUGAUAAGGAAAGGCAGGUUUUCAGACGAAGACGCCACCAGGAUGUGAAAGCCACCCAGAGCACCUUCCCCUGCACCCCCGGGACCGGCCCGACCCUCUCUCCGGCAGACUUCACCUCAGAGUCCGAGGACAUUUCCCCCAGCUCGGCUGAGACCGUCCGCUCUCCCACAUCACCGUUUUAAGCACACACCCAGUCUGGGCAGAAAUGGAUGGAAAAUGACCUUUAAGUAAAAGGUAAAUUGACUAGUAAAAGUGUGAAUAGCAAAGGAUGACAGUUUUUGAAAUCGAACGUUUUGCUACGUGGAACCGAUGUGAUUAACUAGGAGAGGAUGGGAGAGGGAAGCAGCACACCUGAAUAGGUGUAAAAAUAAUCUUUUACUUUUAGCAUUGGUUUUUCAUCGGAAAGGAGAAGUCCUUGUCAGAGUUUUCGCUUCAUCGUAACUACAUGUCUGGUGCUACAUGAGGUUUUGUUUGUAGACCAUGGCUGCAUCUGAAAUCACAUUCUCUACUAAUAUAGUAGGCGAAAAACAGCAUGUCACAAGAGUAGUAUGUCUGAAUUCAAAGUACUAUAGGCUAAAAAAAAGUACCCGGAUGACCUCCUACUUCCGGCGAGAUUCCGAAGUGUGCAUAUGAUGGACAGCUUACUAUCCCAUGAGGCCACGGGAGAGGUUUUGUAAAUUGCAGUGAAGCGACGUAACUGACGCAUGGUUGGUCACAUGAUAAAAAAUAGUAUUACAUUCAUACUACACUAAUUCUAUAUAGAAUGUACUUCUUUAGCAGGUGCAUAAGUACCUACUCAAGAGAGUAUGCGAUUUUGGACGCAGCCCCUCUGUCACAACAGCACGUUCCCAUCCUAGGGCGUCACGUAGUGACACUUUUGACAAUGCGUAUACA